Molecule: messenger RNA, 3144 nt
Organism: Epinephelus fuscoguttatus (brown-marbled grouper)
Lineage: Eukaryota; Metazoa; Chordata; Actinopteri; Perciformes; Serranidae
Exons: 5
Coding region: 1355-2512 (385 amino acids)
Source: RefSeq, a predicted model, not a curated record
UCAGAUACAGUUUUAACCUGUUUUAAUAUAGCAACUACAGAAUUUUACAGACAUUAUUUUUCUUCAGUUCUUCCUGUUCCUCUGUAGUCUUUAAAUCCGUUUUACAUUUCUGCAGCAGAGAUACCCAGAGCCUAACACUGUCAUAAGACUCAACAGUUACUGCAGGACUCCGUGUUUUUCUGUAGUCUCAAACUGAUUAGUCGACUAGAUUAAUCAGCAAGUGUUUUACUCACGGUUAAAUUUAUCAGAUGAUGAAUUGUUGAAGUUAUUUUUGAGCAGGAGUUAAAUGGCUCCAGCUUCCUGUUUUUAACUCUGCAGUGAUAAUGAACUGAACACCUCUGGGUUUUUAGACUUGUGCGGACAAACAAGCUAUUUGAAAACUUGUGGUUGUUUUAAACAAAUGUUUUAAGAUCAAGAUCGAGAUCAACUUCAUUGGCCCACAGGGUGAGAAAUUUGUCUUGGGCUCUACACACAUACUGCAGCCAUAAAAAUAUGACAUACAACACAGGACAACAAAAAGAUAAAUAGAUAAAAUGCUAAAAAAAUACCUGUACGAAAACUCCAGUCAUCAUUAUACAGUGUCAGUUCUGGCUUUGCGAUGAAAUGAUUAGUGGAUUUAACAAGACAAUAAUUCAUAAUGCCUACGAAACAUUUAUGCAACCAACGACUUUCAUUAUUGCUUUUGUUUCUGUUUUGCCUGUUUUGUUUUGUCUUUGUGUUAACAUAUGUGAAACUGAGGUCUGAUCAUUAUUGUGUAUGAAAUGUUAUGAGACUUUUUGUGUUCUACACUUUCAGCCUUUUUGAUUAUUUAUUAUUUAAUGCAUUAUGUUAUUUAUUCCUUUUCGUAUGCCUUCUUUUUGGAGAGUCAUUAACAAGGACUGAAAUAAAUGCACAACUACUGCUCCUAAAAUUAUCACUUACUUACUUAGCUGCAGGGUUGGAGUCACCAAAGGCCAAAUGCUGGUUAAAUAUGCAAGUGGCUGCUAGAUAAGCUUCACUCAUCGGCCAAAAAAGAGUCCACCAGCCACGGUGGCAGAUGGACAGAAAGUUAAUUUCCAACCCUGAGCUGCUGAUUAUUGUCUUGAUUAAUUGUUCACUAAUUUUUUUGUCUGUAAAAUGUUAGAAAAUAGUGAAAAUGCCCAAAUUGACAUCUUCAGGAUGCUUGUUUUGUCCAAUCAGCACUUCAAAGCCCAAAGAUAUUCCUGUAAUUAUCAUGUAAUUCUGUACACCCCCACAAUCUAGAACCUGCAGCAAAGCAUUGUUUGGCAUUUUGUCUUAGAAACUGAAGCCGUCUUUCAAACAGCUUCUCAGUGCACAAGUGAUAUCUGACUGGAGUACAGAGAACAGACAUUUGAUGCAGCAAUCUUCUUAUAUUGUUUGUGUGCUGGUGUUUUCUUUCUCUAGCAGCCUUCCCAUCAUGGAAACACACACAGAAACACAAAGGCCGAAUAACGGCCAGCUGAUUUUUGUGCCUCACAAGGACACAAUCCGUCUGCUGGAGGUGUACGUCAAGCGCAGCCUCAGCCUAAAUGACGGGGCACUGGGGGACAAGAAGGGCGGGAGGAAAGAAAAGUGGGUGACAUUGCGGAAAAAGCAAAGACGGCACUCCAGCGAUCCUUCCCUUCACCUGGCCGAAGGAUCAGACGAUCUGGAAAUUGGUACGUUUAGUGCCAUCGAACCUCAAGCAGAUCAGCCCAAGAUCCGUCUUGAAGAACCAGAGAAACCCGCCAAAAAGCCAAAGAAGAAUAAGAAGCCCUCGCUUUGGAAAAGUUUCCUUGGUUUAUUCUCUCGGAAGAGUAGCGAUGAAAAAGACGAAGAGCACGACAGUCCAUCGGAGAUCCCCGAGGUCUCCUCAGCUGAAGAGGGGUCUGACCCUGCGAUCACCUGCCUGCCCACAGCUCCAGUUGCUUCCCAAAAAAGGAAGUCCAUGAGGAGAAAAUCUCUGAAGCGAAGGUUCUCCAAAAGGCUGAUAUCUGUGACCAAACCAACUAAACCCUUUAAAGAUCUCCACCCUGCUGACAUCACCCGAGUGGAAGAUGCGGUCAGCGUGGAGCCGACGUACUCGUACUACGAGAAGAUGUCAGAGGAACUGGAAAAAAUCAUCCACGAGGUUCAAGAAAAAGAGGAAGCUGAGCCGCUCUCUGAUGAUGAAGUACUCAACAGAAUCAUUGCUUUAACAAAGGUGGAGGGCGAUGCCAUCGAUGACAAGCUGAAAGACAACCCCACCCUGAGCAACUUCUUCACGAGGAUGUCAUACUCUUCCUUCCAGAAGUUGGCCGAUGCCUAUCUCGAAACAGAAGCAUCUCCGACCCACAAUCCUCCAACUGUCCUACCGACUGCACCUGAGCUGGUCAAGCUGGCUUUCACACUUGACUUUACAGCGAGGAUAGCCGGGCUCUCCAAACAAAAGCACAGCAUAGGCCACAUCACUGGCCUGGGGAACCGUUAUCUACAAGACCGAUUUGAAUACCAACAAGCAUGUUCUGAUCAUCCAGUGUCCGACAGUGACUGAGUGGCAGCCAUGCAAAAACAAAACUACUGCUGCAAGUGAAGCGUUGAACUUCUCUCAGCACCUCACAUGUGCUUAAGGAUGUGUUGCAAGCAUGAACUUCCUCUUUUAAGAACACAGUGGGCUACUUUACACACAACUUAAGCAUCUAAACAACAGAUUGUUGCUGUGUUCUUUUGAUUUUUACAGUUUCGUGAUAGAAAACCUGUGUAAUUCUGCUGCAACAGGAUGUUUUCUGAAAAACCGGUUGAAUGGCUCUGGUAGAUUUGAGCCUGUGGUGUUGACCGAUGUCUCACAUGAGGGAUCAACUGAGAACAUAAGCACAGUCGUACUACGUGCAGCAAUGUUUCAGUGACACUAAAAAUGUGAUGCUUUUUUUUUUUUUUUUUUUUACAAAUCCACCUUUAAAUCCUGUGCUUCCUGUACUUUGAUUUGUAAUGAUAGAAAAGAGACAUGCAAUGAUGUAUAUAAGCUGAACACCUUUGUGCAAUAUAUUUUUUUUUAUAUUUUUAGGAUUGCAAAAUGAGCAAAACCUUAUUUAAUAGAAGCUAUAAUGUUUUAUAAUUUAUAUGUUUGUUGAUAUGAAUGCUGGCAUUCAUUUUACAUUGUUACAUAAAAUAUAUUUAAUGCUCAGA